AUGAUACUGGUUGUCAAAAUAGUUGUGAGAUCUCUGAAGACUACGGCUGAAAAUCAUGGAUUUGAUUUAUGUCCAAGGUUUUUCCUGGGCAUGAAAUACCAUUUCCUUGGUGGGUAUGCCAAUAGCAGAGUAGAGGACUUAAUAAUCUUACUCCAUGUAAAUGUAACUAUGUUUUAUGACAAUCUAGAUGAACUCGCAAAGAUUAGUCGCUUGAAAAAUAUUGGAGGACAAAGGGAAGACAAAAGUAAAUUGACAGCAGAGAAUAUGCUCAAGGCAGAACUUGAACAAAUGGUGCAAUGGACUUCAUCCACAGAAUGCACUGUUCCAUCACAGACAGCAUUUGGGACGAUUUAUAAUGUAGACAUUGUCAAUGUAGUGUGCAAUUGUCCAGCUGCAACAACAAGAGGUAUGUUUUUUUUUAUUAUCUUAAGUCAGUUCAACAAUGUUUAA
Molecule: messenger RNA, 450 nt
Organism: Mytilus trossulus (common blue mussel)
Lineage: Eukaryota; Metazoa; Mollusca; Bivalvia; Mytilida; Mytilidae
Exons: 3
Coding region: 1-450 (149 amino acids)
Source: RefSeq, a predicted model, not a curated record